AUGGACGCCUCCGACGACCGGUUCCUCGAGGAACGCUCCGACACUAACAGCCCGCGCUCUCACAUGAGCUCGCCUCAUUCGGCGUCCUCAAUCAACGUAACAGAGCAGUCGCUGUCGCUGCAGCAGCACCAGAGCUUGGAGACGCUGCGCAUGGGCAUGUUCUUUCACGCGCAACAGAUGCAGCUGAGCCACAGCUUGGACGCGGUGAAGUCGCGACUGGGGUUGACCGCUGCGGGCGGCCAGGGCCCGCGCCACACCAUCGACGCCAUCCUGGGUCUCAGCGCGCCCCCCGCCGCCCCUCGCCGCGAUGAUGACCUGCCCGUCUCACCCGGACACAACGAGAGUGCUGGUGAAGGUUCGUGCAACAGCAACGAUGGGUUCGGGCAGCGCACGCCGGACAAGUCGCCGCCGGCCAGUGACGAGGAGGCGUGCGGAGUCCGCGGGGCAGGGGCCGGUGGCGGCGGCGGGGACAAGAAGAAGCAUCGCCGCAACCGCACCACCUUCACCACGUACCAGCUGCACGAGCUGGAGCGCGCCUUCGAGAAGAGCCAUUACCCCGACGUGUACUCGCGCGAAGAACUCGCCAUGAAGGUCAACCUGCCAGAGGUCAGGGUGCAGGUGUGGUUCCAGAAUCGCCGUGCGAAGUGGCGGCGGCAGGAGAAGAUGGAGGCAGCUCGGCUGGGGCUGGCGGAGUACGGUGCGCCUGUGCCGCGCCUCGGCCUGGGCCUGCCCGUCGACCCCUGGCUCGCGCCGCCGCUGCUCUCUGCGCUGCCAGGUUUCCUCAGCCACCCGCCGUCAGGUUACCCGAGCUACCUGACACCCCCCGCCCCGCCUGCGCCCCCCGCGCUCGCGCCCGCCGCACCUGACCCCCGCUCAUCCAGCAUCGCUGCGCUGCGCAUGAAGGCUAAAGAGCACGUCGAGUCCAUUAGUAAAGGCAUGCAGAUGGUAUAG
This is a messenger RNA of Papilio machaon (common yellow swallowtail), 951 nucleotides long. RefSeq names its product retinal homeobox protein Rx1. The coding region runs from base 1 to 951 and encodes 316 amino acids. Gene Ontology annotation, molecular function: DNA-binding transcription factor activity, RNA polymerase II-specific; RNA polymerase II transcription regulatory region sequence-specific DNA binding. The transcript is spliced from 4 exons. Lineage: Eukaryota; Metazoa; Arthropoda; Insecta; Lepidoptera; Papilionidae. Gene Ontology annotation, biological process: regulation of transcription by RNA polymerase II. The record is from RefSeq and is a predicted model, not a curated record.